AUGGCCCACGCGGUCGCGCACGCUGCCCGCACCCACCGACCCGCCACCGUCGGCAGCGCGUACUUCCGGGUUGCAGCUCAAGGCCCCCCGCAGGUGCGCUCCGCCUCUCCCGGGCCUGCAGGAAACUUCAAGACGCAAAGCGGCGAGAGCGCGGCGCCCCGGAGGCGGGGUUCCGUCGCGUGGGCGGGGCGGGAAGGCCUGCAGGCCCGCCUCCCGUCCCGCCCCCGGCGCACCCCGCGCGCGGGUGACUGGUGGGACUGGCCCCAGGGGCGCACCCCGCCGCCUCAAACCUGCCCGGGAAGAGCGGCUUGCGUCCCGGGCGCGGCGGCCCACCCCAGCCUCAGGUCCUUGAUUUUCCCAUUUCUGAUCCGAGGAGGGAAGCCUACACCAUUGUACUCAUGUGUAAUUGCAUUCAUAUUCUGUACCUUUAAUGGCUACUUACAAAGCAGAUACUUAAGCGAAUAUGCAGUGUAUGCUGUUGACUGGGUCACUGACCCCCGAUUCCUAACAGGUUUUGUCUUGUGGCUGGUAGGCAUGCUGAUAAACAUUCACUCUGAUCACAUCCUGAGGAAUCUCAGGCAGCCAGGGGAGACUGGAUACAAAAUUCCAAGGGGAGGCUUAUUUGAAUACGUAAGUGCAGCCAACUACUUUGGAGAAGUGGUUGAGUGGUGUGGCUAUGGCCUGGCCACCUGGUCUGUUCAAGGCGGGGCUUUCGCUCUGUUUACAUUUUGUGUUUUAUUCACGAGAGCACAACAGCAUCAUCAGUGGUACCUUGAGAAAUUUGAAGAUUAUCCAAAAUCCAGGAAAACUCUAAUUCCAUUUUUGAUUUAAGUCCAUUAUCAGUGGAAUUAUCUUCAACUUGAUGUUUUUUUUAUAAUGUUUCUCUAGGGAUUAUAUAAAUGAAUUAUUUCUUUGUCAUUUUCCUGCUACUUCAUCUUUUCCAAGAUUUACCCUAGGAAUUGUUUUCCUAGUAAAUUUGUAAGCUACCUAAUAACUUACCAGUCAAACUGAAAUGCAGGUUGAAGUAUUCUACUGCAUACCAGGGUAGGACUCUGGAGCUCUGGGUAAUGACUGCUGACCAUUUCUCUGAUUUUGGACUUUUGGUUACGUCCAGCUGAAUGUGCACAAGACCAGAAUGUACACACCAUCUUUGAAGACCUUUAUGGACCAAAACCUUCCAUUAGCCCUUGUACAAUCCCAUAGAACAGUUCUGACAAGAUCAAAGGCAAUGUUGUCCCUUCUCCCAUAGAGGCAUGAUCUGUCUUCUGGCUUCCUCUCAUCCCACUGGGUACCCACAGUAUAGUCAGGGACUCAGGGAAAUGCACGGCCUCUCCCUGCUGGGUGCUGUGCAGGCAGAGAACUUGGGAAUGGAGAAAGGAGAUGUCUGAGGCCCAGCUGAGGCCUGGACAAAAGGCACCUGCCACUGUUCCAGCCUGGCCCACCAGGUGACUGCGCUGGCAGGGCAGGAUGCAGAGAUAUUUAUAAGGAGCAAGCUACUCUGUCCCCCACAAAAGGACUUUGUGGAGGUGUGAGGGUGGGAGUAGGCAGGUGCAGCAGGGCAGUCGCCACCUUCUGCACAUUCCCGUCUCGGGUCACUCGCCGUAAACCAUCAUUAUUCCCUGGCCUGAGAUGUUUUUUCUAAGUUCCAGAUAGAUCUAGAAAUUCUUUUAUUAUUUUUUUUUUUGAGAGGGAGAUAGAAAAACAUUGAUGGAAGAGAAACUGAUCAGCUGCCUCCUACACGUACCCUGACCUGGUAUCAAGCCCACAACCAGGGCAUGUGCCCCAAUGGAAUCAAACCAGUGAUCUUUUGAUGCAUGGAGCCACACUCAACCAACUGAGCCACACUGACCAGGGCUAGAACUAGAAAUUUUGAAGACACUUUUUUUAAAGUACCUCUCAACAUUGCAAAAUGAUAUCUUGAAGCAGAAUUUCUUGUUUAAGAUGCAUUUGAAGGUUCACUAAUAUAAAUGGCAGUGAACAAAAAGAUGUACUACCUACCAGCCAGCAUGGCUCAGUGGUUGAGCGUAGACCUGUGAACCAGGAGGUUAUGUUUGGAUUCCCAGUGAGGGUAUAUGCCAGGUUAGGAGCUCAAUCCCCAGUGUGGGGCGUGCAAGAGGCAGCCUAUCAAUGAUUCUCAUCAUUGGUCUUUCUCUCUCUCCCUCUCCCUCUCUCUUAAUCUCUGAAAUCAAUAAAAAAUAUAUAUAUUUUUAAAUGUACUACUGGGCCAGAUAUUUAAAAGGAAUCUCCAACUAGAAAGCUGUUCACUGUCUGUGAAAAUCUAAUGAACUGGUAAAGGUCCCCUCCCUUGUCCCUUGGGGCAGUGCUGCCUCAGUUGCUGCCACAUUUGCAGAGGUGAAAACCAAAAGAGAAGUGGAAAAGAGAUCCACUUCUGAUCUGCUUACAGUGCUAGGUUCCGGAGUCCUCCAGGACACACCUGAAGUGGUGUCCUGUCAGUUUACUCACUGCUGCCCCCCAUCUCUCCAGACCCUGGUACCCCAUCAGCUCCCCCACCUUUCCCCUCGCUCACCUACCAAGUAGGGCCUCCCUCCCUCAUUAGUUUUCAUGUAGAAACUCUGUUCUCCAUGGGCUUUUGGAGUCCCUUAGGGGUUUAGAAUUACACAGACAUUAAAUGAACUUUGGCUCCUUUUCAGACCAAAUAAUUACUUGAAACUAUAAGCAAUAAAUAUUUGGGAUCUCAGGAAAACCCCACUAGCUGAGCCAAUCUCGAUGGAUUCGGGCCCCUGUGUUUUGGAAGGCGCAGCUGGGCAGAAGAUGUGUUCAGAGCCAGAGAAGCUCCUUGUGAGGAUUACUUCUAAGUGCUGCUAUUUGAUUGGAAUGGUCCACGUGUGCAGAAGUUUGGCUUAACUCAAGAUCUGAUCAGAAUUUCUGCUUUCCUGGCACACACUGGAUGGAUGACUAACAUGGAAAGAAAUCCUGUUCUAUCAUGUUGCUUUGCCCUUCAUUUCCUUGCAGCUUAGGAAAUCAUCUUCAGUCUUUCUGUUAAUUAUACUAAUUAAGGAGAUUAAUAAAAUUUCUGUCAAAAGUC
Molecule: messenger RNA, 3046 nt
Organism: Myotis daubentonii (Daubenton's bat)
Lineage: Eukaryota; Metazoa; Chordata; Mammalia; Chiroptera; Vespertilionidae
Gene: SRD5A1
Product: steroid 5 alpha-reductase 1
Exons: 6
Coding region: 1-831 (276 amino acids)
Biological process (GO): steroid biosynthetic process
Molecular function (GO): 3-oxo-5-alpha-steroid 4-dehydrogenase activity
Source: RefSeq, a predicted model, not a curated record